AUGGGGAAGCUUUGUGGGACUGUUGGGAUGGGGAGGUUGUUUGGGGAUGAUGGGACGGGGAAGUUGUGUGGGGAUGAUGGGACAGGGAGGUUGUUUGGGGCUGAUGGGACGGGGAGGUUGUUUGAGGAUGAUGGGACAGGGAAGUUGUCUGGGGCUGAUGGGACGGGGAGGUUGUUUGUGGAUGAUAGGACAGGGAAGUUGUUUGGGGAUGAUGGGACAGGGAGGCUGUUUGGGGCUGAUGGGACGGGGAGGUUGUUUGGGGCUGAUGGGACAGGGAAAUUGUUUGGGGAUGAUGGAACGGGGAGAAUGUUCGGGGAUGAUGGGACAGGGAAGUUGUUUGGGGCUGAUGGGACGGGGAAGUUGUUUGGGGAUGAUUGGACGGGGAGGUUGUUUGGGGCUGAUGGGACGGGGAAGUUGUUUGGGGAUGAUGGGACGGGGAGGUUGUUUGGGGAUGAUGGGACGGGGAAGUUGUUUGGGGAUGAUGGGACGGGGAGGUUGUUUGGGGAUGAUGGGAUGGAGAAGUUGUUUGGGGAUGAUGGGACGAGGAGGUUGUUUGGGGAUGAUGGGACGAGGAGAAUGUUCGGGGAUGAUGUGAUGGGGAAGUUGUUUUGGGAUGAUGGGAUGGGGAAGUUGUUUGGGGAUGAUGGGACGGGGAGAAUGUUCGGGGAUGAUGGGAUGGGGAGGUUGUUUGGGGAUGAUGGGACAGGGAAGUUGUUUGGGGCUGAUGUGAUUGGGAAGUUGUUUGGGGAUGAUGGGACGGGGAAGUUGUUUGGGGAUGAUGGGACGGGGAAGUUGUGUCGGGCUGAUGUGAUGUGGGGGUUGGGGGGUUUGGGGGGGUUAGGGCUGAUGCGAUGGGGGAGGGGGGGUUAG
Messenger RNA from Ylistrum balloti, 870 nucleotides. RefSeq lists its product as uncharacterized. NCBI's taxonomy places the organism in Eukaryota, Metazoa, Mollusca, Bivalvia, Pectinida, Pectinidae. The transcript has a single exon. Bases 1 to 870 code for a protein of 289 amino acids. The record is from RefSeq and is a predicted model, not a curated record.